Molecule: messenger RNA, 2115 nt
Organism: Fusarium pseudograminearum CS3096
Lineage: Eukaryota; Fungi; Ascomycota; Sordariomycetes; Hypocreales; Nectriaceae
Exons: 2
Coding region: 1-2115 (704 amino acids)
Biological process (GO): carotene catabolic process
Molecular function (GO): carotenoid dioxygenase activity
Source: RefSeq, a predicted model, not a curated record
AUGGACUCAUUCCAGAAGACUGUACCUGAAACGGUAUCAAUGUCUCACCCGAUAGAGCAAUCACCACCACAACCACUUCGUCAUCCAUAUCUUAUCGGUAAUUUUGCACCAAUUCACAAAACUCUCAAUCUCACACCAUGCACUUAUAGCGGAUGCAUCCCUCCAGAGCUCACUGGGGGACAAUAUGUUCGCAACGGAGGCAAUCCAGUCAGCCACGAGGAUCUCGGCAGAGAUGCACAUUGGUUUGAUGGUGACGGCAUGCUAUCAGGCGUCUUAUUUAGGAAGGGGACUUUUGAUGGCCAGAUCGUUCCCGAGUUUGUGAAUCAGUACAUCCUCACAGACUUGUACCUGUCUAGAAAGACGACGUCUGUCAUGUCCCCGAUCAUGCCCAGCAUCACUACGCUUGUCAACCCUCUAUCGUCAUUGUUGAAGAUUAUGCUUGCUACCUUCAGGACAAUGUUUCUAGUGUUUCUUUCGAACCUUCCUGGAUCACAACAAGCCCUGAAGCGUACCAGUGUCGCCAACACGGCUAUUCUAUACCACGAUGGCCGAGCGUUAGCAACAUGUGAGAGUGGCCCACCUAUGCGCAUACAACUCCCUUCUUUGGACACUGUCGGCUGGUACAAUGGUGCUCACGCUGAAGGAGAGCCUGAGCAAGCCCUUUCAGAGACCAAGAUCGAGCCUUUUGGGGGUGAUGGUAUUUUCAAGUCAAUGAGGGAGUGGACGACGGGACAUCCCAAGGUUGACCCCAUUUCUGGAGAAAUGAUCCUCUAUCACAACACCUUUAUACAGCCGUAUGUGCACUACUCUGUACUUCCCAAAACCAACGUUCAGGCCCCGACCACGGGCAGACUCGUCAACCAAGCUGUCCCAGGUGUAUCUGGGGCCAGGAUGAUGCACGACUUUGGAGCAUCGCGCGCGCACACCAUCAUAAUGGAUCUUCCUUUAACCCUUGACCCUUUGAACUUGGCCAAGAAUAAGGAAGUGGUAUCCUAUGAUCCUUCAAAACCUUCGCGCUUUGGCGUUUUCCCACGUCAUGAACCUUCCAAGGUACGGUGGUUCCAAACAGCACCUUGUUGCAUUUUUCACACUGCGAAUUCAUGGGACACAAAAUCUGUCAACGGCACCAGUUCUGUCAAUCUCCUAGCUUGUCGCAUGACUUCCUCUACGGUUGUUUACACGGCUGGGAAUAUCAAGCCUCCAGCGAAACCCAGGCGUUCCAAUCCCAGAUCUCAUCAUGCGACAGAGGAUGUUGGCCAAUGGGAUGAGAAGGACAUUCGACGUUUUGAGGCAGCACCCAUGCUGGAGUCACCUAGUGAGAAAGUGCACGGAGAGGAUUACUUCUCUCCAAGCGACGAGGCAGAUGACUACAGCCAGUGCCGACUAUACUAUUACGAGUUUGACAUGUCGGCAACACCUACGAACAGGGUUGUGAACCAAUGGGCUCUUUCAACCAUCCCCUUCGAAUUUCCAUCAGUUCGUCCAGACCGAGAGAUGCAAGAUGCUCGCUAUAUCUAUGGCUGCAGCACAUCAACCUCCUGCUUUGGCGUUGCACUUGGCCGAGCUGACAAAGUCGAUCUUCUCGUCAAGAUGGACGCGAAAACACUCAUUGAGCGAGGCAAGAGGAUGAACACUAGGCCAGUAACAGGCUGUGUCGACAGGCGAUCUGCUCGAGAGAUUCUUGAUUCGACAGACAACAACGAUCCCAUCAAGAUUUUCCGUCUGCCCCCAAGGCACUUCGCACAAGAACCACGUUUUGUGCCUCGUGCUGGUGCUACAGAAGAGGAUGCUGGCUAUCUGCUCUUCUAUGUUUUUGAUGAAUCUCAGAUAUUGCCCAAUGGCGACUGUCCCUUUUCUUCUGCAUCCGAGCUUUGGAUUCUUGACGCGCAGAACAUGCGCGAUGUCGUGGCAAAGGUUAGGCUUCCACAGAGAGUGCCCUAUGGUCUCCACGGAACCUGGUUCUCGGCCAAGGACAUUCAAGAACAGAGAGCAGUUGAGACGUUGAGAAGUUUGGAGGCUGUGCAGAGGAAGAAAGAGGAUUGGGUUAAUAGUGGAGGAAGUAUUGCUAGGUCUUGGAUGGCAUUCAAGGAGAAGUUGGAAAGAGCUGUGGGAUGA